This is a messenger RNA of Venturia canescens, 4759 nucleotides long. RefSeq names its product Ring finger protein 11 (gene Rnf11). Gene Ontology annotation, cellular component: ubiquitin ligase complex. Lineage: Eukaryota; Metazoa; Arthropoda; Insecta; Hymenoptera; Ichneumonidae. The transcript has 2 exons. The record is from RefSeq and is a predicted model, not a curated record. Gene Ontology annotation, molecular function: ubiquitin protein ligase activity. The coding region runs from base 1508 to 2032 and encodes 174 amino acids. Gene Ontology annotation, biological process: ubiquitin-dependent protein catabolic process.
UUUUAAAAGUCUUUUGCUAUUUCAUACAAUAAAUUGAACUUGAUAGAAAUUGUUACCAACGACAAUGAAAGUCAUGAAAAUGGAGGAACAAUUUUUCACUUCGAUAAAAUCGCAACAAAAAAUUAUGAAGGAAUUUAGUGUUUUUCAUUUAACAUAGUGCCUGGAUUUUAUUUAUUUAUAUAUCCAAUAAUAUCGUACAGUGAAUGAUGAUUAAUAAACAAACAAAUAAGAAAUAAGUGUGCGAUAAACUGAACGUUAAAAAUGUGCAAAAGUUCGGUCGCCAUGAUCUGCCAGGGUCCCGAGAGCGCGAGUGGUUGACAGGGUUGAGGUUAGAGAGAUUCAUUUUUUUCUAGGUAAAAAGUGCACCAGCUGUUUGGAAGGGGGUUCGAAGAGGGAAUCAACAGCAGGGAGGGGGGCUGAAAAGAUCGGAGAGGACAGAGGAGCGAGUAACUAACCGUUUGCGAAACAUUGGACAAUCGUUUUUCUUAUUCUUACUCUUCGGUCCUUUACACACGUUUUUGAAUAUAAGUUUUCGUCUAUAAAAACCCUCUGCAUACGGUGCAAAUUAGCAGUUGACGAACGAUAUUCUUUCUUUUAAAACACAAAUUUUCAUUCCCCAUAGUUUACUCAUGUCUUCAACUCAGGACGGAGAUACUUCAUCCAAACCUUUGAUUUUUUUCUGAUUUUUUACAAAAAAAAAACUCGUGAUCGAAUCAACAUGAGCGUACAAGCGUUCUGACGUAUCAGAGAGCGAGAGCAAAGAAGGGACAAACGAAAUAAAAAGCCAUGCAGGAGAGGGUUUCUUUUGUGGUGUGCGUAGCUUUUUUUCUUAUAAGACUCGUGUAAACGGUGCGUGAACUCGUAUGUGUGGAUAUAGCGAGCACAGUUGAUCGCGUACGCUGCGUAGAGGCACUCAGCUGUGGCCUAUGGUCUGUGACAGUAUGUGACAGGAGAUAUAUUCCUGUUCACAACAACAAUUAAUAACAUUGAAAAAUCAUAAUAAUAAAGGCUAAAAACAACGUAAUAGUAGUUGAUUUUGGUGGAACUCGCGACAUGGAAUUAUUUUCGACAAUCUACAGUGUCUAAUUAAUCAACAUAAACAAUAAUAAAGACAUCGUGAUUUUCAAACAAGAUAUUCUUUUUGUUACGACGAAACCGUUCUAGGUCUAACUGCGAACAUUUAGUGUUUCGAGAAUCGUAAAAGACGAGCGAAAAAGAGAAAUCGAGACGCACGGAUAUAUUGUGCAUUCAUGGAACGUAUCGUACGUCUGAGAUUGUGAUCGCGUUGAUUUUCGCGUUCUCGCUAAUUCGUUCCUUUUUAUUCUUUUUUAUGUAUCCACCGUCCAUGAUCUCUACAUUUUGUCCCGGGGAACUCGAGAGGUGACGAAACAAAAACUCGUAUUUGUUUUCGUCGUGUACUCAGAAGUUUUCCCUUGAGGACAACGAAACGAGCGUUUUUAUUUGUUUUUUUUUUCGGUUUCUUUCCGUAUAACCGCCAACAGUGACAAUGGGAAAUUGUUUGAAAAGCAAUGGUGGCCAACAGGACAAUGCUACGUUACUGAGUAACAGUCCCGAUCCGGCAGUCACAGGGACAGCCCCGCAAGAAGCAAUGCAACCAUUGUCGUUCAAUGAGGUGCCAGGAUCAUAUUAUCCUUCGCGCACCAACAGGCCAAGAUAUCUACAAUCGAUGGAUUUGAGCGUUGGUGAUAAUUUGAGAGUAGGUGUUGUAAUGUCUCCAAGAAAUGUUGGUGCUUCGGGUCUGCUGAGCGAAGAGGAACAGAAGAUGAGAAUCGCCAAGCGCAUCGGACUCAUACAACAUUUACCGACACGCGAGUAUGACGGAACAAAGAAGGGGGAAUGUGUCAUAUGUAUGAUGGAAUUGACCAUUGGCGAAGCGGUUCGUUACCUACCAUGUAUGCACACUUACCAUGCGACGUGCAUAGACGAUUGGCUCCUGCGAUCACUCACGUGUCCGUCCUGCAUGGAGCCCGUGGAUGCAGCAUUGAUCAAUUCUUAUCAUCCAACAACUUAAUAGCUCGUCGCAGGUGUGACGAAAAUAUGGUUGGGUGGUAGAAUGGAACGGGAAUGAUUGGAGAAAUUCACAAAAAAAACGGAAAACAGUGAGGAAAAAAGUAAAAAUGGAAAAGGUUUUGCCACCGCCAACAUUUUUUUAUGGUCAGUGACCUAGAAAUCGAAAUUUCUCAUCACGGGAGCUUGCAAGAAUAUUGAAAUAUUCUGAGAGCAAGAGCUCGAGGGAACGUGAAAGCUUCUCUUCUAAGUCGCCCUCGGUAUUAUUUCGAGAAUAAAUUUUAAAAAACUAGUAAUAUCGAGAAUCCCUUUGUGCAAAAUAUUAGUAUUCUUCGAGUUUGAAAAAAAGUGAGAAAAGGAGCUUAGAAGUAACACGAGACUUUCAUUGCCCCUCGGAAUAUAUCGUAUUAGUUAAUAGCGAUCGAGUCAGACUGAAUUCGUGUACAUAAAUGCAACGGGGAAAACGAGAAUAUCAUAGUUAAGGAAUCAUCUUGUGUAGCACUGAUGAUUGUCGAUUUAGACAAAACUAUAUAUACAUAAGAUAAUGUAAAGAACUCGCCAAAUUUCAGAGCUCUUAUGGAGUUUUGUCGGCUUAGUUUUUUAUCGGAGUGCACGUUUGCGCACCCAAUCAUUGUUUCGUAAACGCAAUCUUUCAAUAAUCUAGUGCAACUAAUUUUACAGCAUUUACGGCUUAAAAUCUACAGUGUUGGAAUAUUGUGGCGCGCAUUGUUUAUACAAUGCUAUUAAAAUUUGCAUACUUGCACCGAGCAAUCCUUCGAUAGGUUAAAACUGAAUUUUCAUUCCGAGCUGCAAAUAGUGUUCGAAUUUUGUUCAACUGUCAAACAAUUGAGAAUGUUUCAAACUUUCGAACAGUGGAACAUUAAAAGAGAACUUAAAAUCUGAAGAGAAUCAAUCGUUAUGCAUCGAUACAAGCUUUAACAACAUUCCGACAAUGGGUGCGUAAACGGCCUAGAGCAUAGCACGCUAAUAAGCUCUGAAAUGGGCAAAAUCUAGUUUUCCAAUUAUAUUUGAAAAGAAAAAUCGAAAUGUCUACUAUUUUUUCAUUGCUAUCUUAGGCUAUCUCUGAUGUGUCGUCACCAAAGAACUCAUAAAUUAAUUCGAUAAAAUUUAGCUUUCAAUCCUUAGAGACUAAAUCAUAAGCCGGUGAAAACUUUUAUUUUGCUCAUUUCUGCUUUGGGUACUCUUAGCAACAUCGUUUCCUGUCGCCACCAAAAUUCUUUGGAGAAGGACGAGUACACGAGCCAUUUGUUUCGAUUUAAUUUCUCGAGAUCCCACGGGAGGAGCUUCAUACAUUUUAUUCCGAUUUUUUAUCCAACGAAACGUUCAUCGUCAUAAAUUCGACGUUAUGCCUACGACUGAAGUCGAGUGUGAUAAAUAAAACAAGGGGGGCAAUUCGCAUCAGAUUUACAUCGAUUCAUAUAAAAAUCGUGUUUUGUCCCUACGAAAAUUUGUGACUAAAUUGGUAUGGACUAUAGAACGUUGUAAUAACUCUGCGUCCCCAGUUGAACGAUCCUUUGACUAUGUAUCUCGUAAUAUUCGACAAAAAACAAAGCAUAUCUUUUUUCAACGAUGUAUUCUCGUCCCCGGAGCGAAAAUCCAGUUAGAAAACGGAACAAAUAACAACGUCGUCGUACGUUGGUCCCACAUCACGUUCAAAUUUCAACGAGUUUUAUUUAAAACUGUAGUGAUAAUAUUUGUAGAUGAGCGUGUGAUUAGUAGUAAGCGGACACGCGUUAAGUGACGAUAAAAAGAUCCUUCGCCAAAAAGCGCUGGCGAAAAGUGAAUUUAGAAAAUGUUUUCUUUUGAUUUUUUUAAAAUCGUAACGACAUUGAAAAUGUAUAUUUUACACCAACGAUUCGAAUGCUUCCUGUAUUUUUUCUUUCCUACAACGGAAGUUCGUCGAGAUGAAAUGAAUAUUGGCUUCUCUGUUGGGUCGAAGUCAGAUUUAUUAAAAGGAAAACCAAAAGAUUCAAUAAAUAGCGAUUUCGAUGUAAUAACUGAGAGUUCAUCAAUAAGGACUUCGACGAUAGAGCUCUCUGCAAACGAAAAUUCGAAAAUGUUACGAACUUUUCUCUCAGAGGAUCAAAAACAUUGUGAGAACGAAAAAUAAUCCUAUAAACUCUAGAUUCUGUUUGAAAAACAAACAAACUAAACAAAAUGAUGAAGCUAGAGGCUGUCGAUGAUACUGCAAACAUAUAGAUAGUUAUAAACUAAAAUAAUAUCGACAGAAAACUGAUGAAAAAUAUAAUAACGAAAGUGGCGGUCAUUUGCGGUCACAUGCUGGAUUCGUUGGACCCGACACGCUCGUUUCUCAACACCUUCGCGCCUGCCUCUCGAUUAUAUAUACAUACACGAAAAAUACAUAUAUAUAUAUAUAUAUAUUAUAUAUAAACUAUUAUAACUUCAAUUCGGUCUGCGAAAGAUAAAUUGUAAAAUGAUGCACGGUUCAAGGGAGUCGUUACCAUUCUACGAGGUGGACAAAAAAUAUAUAAAUGUAUCGCAUAAUCGGUGUAGAACUGUAAGCGAGUACCAUUUCAACGCGUACGAAAGCUUGGCUAAUUAUUCAUAUUUGCUAGUUUAAGUUUUCGGUUCGAAUGGGAAGUACGGAGCUGUGAAAAAAAUAUAUUAAAAAUAAAUAGUAAUUUGUUGACGAAAUAUAUAAAUACACGAAUAGGAGUUUAAUACAAAAAUAUAAAUAUUUAGUAACAAA